Messenger RNA from Eremothecium cymbalariae DBVPG#7215, 1461 nucleotides. It is a transcript of the gene SHE3, whose product is annotated as She3p. NCBI's taxonomy places the organism in Eukaryota, Fungi, Ascomycota, Saccharomycetes, Saccharomycetales, Saccharomycetaceae. Bases 1 to 1461 code for a protein of 486 amino acids. The record is from RefSeq and is a predicted model, not a curated record. Gene Ontology annotation, biological process: mRNA transport; endoplasmic reticulum inheritance. The transcript has a single exon.
AUGUCAGCUGCUAACACAUUUGAUGUUUCUACAAGUGAUAGUUAUACUAUCCAGUCUUCUAACACAUCAUCAGAAGGCACCACACCAGCGGGUGGACUAUUAGGUUCGCCUGUCAGAUUUUCUCCGUCGUCGAAAGUUAAGGUCAACCACGGACACUUUAUGGCAAAUAUCAAUAGUACUAAUCCAAACAACAAGUCAAGCAGCAAAGCUGCGACGGCUGUUUCUUCUAACAGCACUUGGCCUCACGUGUUGCACGGAUUAAAUGGGAGUCCAAGCAAGGAUAUGAACUACAAUAGUGUUUCUGGAUCCGGCAAGGUGAUUGAAACGUUACACCAGCAAGUAGACGCGUUGACGAGUACUAACCUUCAGCUGACAAAGCAAUCUAACCAGUUGUUAGAGAAGUUAGAAAGCUACAAUAUGAAAGAAGCUAAAUAUUUGGAAACUAUUUCUAGUUUAAAGCAUGAGAAUGAAAACUUGAAUUCUAUGUUGAACAGAAAAACAAGGAGGGUGAGAGAUCUUGACACAGAACUAGGGCAACUAAAGGUUUCCUAUGAAGACGCUACAACUAGUCAUAAACACUUGAAGGAUCAACUAGAAAACAAAUUUGCCAACGAAGUAGAGUUGAAGCAGCAAUGCCAAUUACUACAGGUUCAAUAUGACGCCGUAGUAGAUGCUCAGAAAAGAUACAGAGAGCAUUACGAGAAAGAGAUUAGUGAGUUAAAAGAUAUCCUAAAUACAUUGAAGAGGGACAACGAACAAUUCUUGAAUGAUUAUAUGACUUCUCUGGCUCGUAAUCAACUCGACGUGGACAAUAAAUUAGGUGAAUAUAGCGGUAAGUUCCACAGGAUGGAAUUAUCACAGAAGGAGGCUGUUAUUGAAUUGAACGGUAAAUAUGAUAGAUUGAAGUCGGAAUUAGACAUUGAGGCAUGGGUUACAUUAUACAAACAAUUGAGAGAAACAGCACUAGAAUAUGCUAAAGAAUUGGACUUGAAUUUACCAGCCGAAUUUGUUGAGAUUCAUGGAGAAGACGGGUAUUUUGUUAAAAUGUUUUCAGAAGAUCAAAGCCCCUCAUCAACAAAACAGAGCGCUAUCGCAGCUGAUUCAGCUAACAUCCAAUCUCCGUCUUUAGGUUUACAGUCAAUUUCUCCACCUCCACUGCGUAUUCCCAAGAGUAGGACUCCGACAACCAAAAGAAGUAGCUUCUAUGGCAGCGCAAUUCCAGGUUCCAACAACUCAGCAUCUUCCUCUGCAGUAUUGUUGCCUGGUGUGAAACGUACUGGCUCUAUCAGAAGUGUUCAUGCAAGAGCUCCAUCAGAUGUACUAUCUGAUAGUCCUACUAUCACUUCAUCUUCCAGAAACGCCUCGCCUGUGGAAUUCCCACAGAGAGGUACAGUAAGACAUUCAUCUGUGCAGAGACACAAUAGGAGAAACCAAUCAUCUCAGCUCACCAAUAACAAGUAG